Hypanus sabinus (Atlantic stingray) is the source of this 2770-nucleotide messenger RNA. Its product is annotated as cytochrome P450 2B4-like. NCBI's taxonomy places the organism in Eukaryota, Metazoa, Chordata, Chondrichthyes, Myliobatiformes, Dasyatidae. Gene Ontology annotation, biological process: xenobiotic metabolic process. Gene Ontology annotation, cellular component: intracellular membrane-bounded organelle; cytoplasm. Bases 388 to 1884 code for a protein of 498 amino acids. The transcript has 9 exons. The record is from RefSeq and is a predicted model, not a curated record. Gene Ontology annotation, molecular function: oxidoreductase activity, acting on paired donors, with incorporation or reduction of molecular oxygen, reduced flavin or flavoprotein as one donor, and incorporation of one atom of oxygen; iron ion binding; heme binding.
UGCUCCAUCCCUGAGAUGCUUAAUCAGCCAGAAUUUAGUAACAGCUUCUAACAUUUCCCAACCACUGAUCUUACACCAAAUGACCCGGGGCUUCCUGAAUUGAAGGGCACCUCGGCCUUUUCCGCGUUUAUUUCGGACUCCCAGCAACUGCCGGCCGAGUAUCAUCAUCGGGGAGGGGGAGAGGGUGAGCACAGGAAACCAAACCGAGCUGACGGCGGGAUGACAGACUGGGGAGUCACGGUCUCAGUGUCUGCGUCCCCGGCUGCAAAGGUCUCCACCCACCGUGGGGGGGUGAGCCACUUCCCGCAGAACAGCUCUUAGUCGCAGCGCAAAGCCUCCCGCGAACGCAGAAGGCGAGCAGCGUCGUGAGAGAGAAGCCGGCCCGCGAUGGAACUCGUCGUUACCGGGCUGAUCGUCGCACUCACUCUGGCCCUGCUCCUGUAUUCCCGCCGGAGCAAAGCGAAGCCGAGCAGGCUCCCCCCGGGUCCUCCCGCCCUCCCGUUUAUCGGCAACUCGCUGCAAAUAGAUAAACGAGCUCCGGAUCACUCUCUCAUCCAGCUGGGCAGAAAGUACGGCCCCGUGUUCACCGUCUGGCUUGGCCCACGUCCUGCGGUGGUGCUGUGCGGCUUCGAAGCCGUGAAGGAGGCCCUCGUCAACCAGGCAGAGGAUUUUGGAGCCAGGGGCACAGUCCCCUCCAUCAGGAAAGUCACGAAAGGAUAUGGGAUCGCCAGCAGCAACGGGUUUCGAUCCCGCCAGCUUCGCAGCUUCGCUAUCUCGGCCCUGAGGGACUUUGGCAAUGGCUCCAGGAGCCUGGAGGAUUUCAUCCAGAAAGAAGCAAAGUGCCUGGUGGAGGUCUUCAAGAAGACUGGAGAGUCGCCCUUUGACCCCACGUUUCAGCUCAACUCUGCCACGGCCAACAUAAUGUGCGCCAUUGUCUUUGGAAAACGUUUCGAGUACCAGGAUCCGGAGCUGCUCACUCUCCUGAGGAUGAUUGAUGAGAACAUGAAGGUCAUCAGUAGCCCCUGGGGGCAGUUGUAUGAUCUGCUUCCAAACCUUCUGGACCACCUGCCAGGCCCACACAACAGGCUUUUCGAAAAUGCGGAUAAAAUUAAAAACUUCCUGAGAGAAAGGAUCCAGCUUCGCAAGAACGCGCAUGCCAAAGGCCAGAAUUUCAUCGACAGCUUCCUCCUCAGGAUGAAGGAGGAAAAAGAUAACCCAAGGUCAGAGUUCAACGACGAGAACCUUCUCCUGUCCACUUUCAAUAUAUUCCUCGCUGGGACUGACACCACCAGCUCGACCAUGCGGUGGGGCCUCCUGCUCUUCUUGAAAUACCCAGAGGUACAGGAAAGGGUCCAAGGUGAGAUCGACCGGGUGAUCGGGAUGGAGCGCACACCGUGUAUCGGAGACAGAGAGAAGAUGCCUUACACGAACGCAGCCAUCCGCGAGAUCCAGCGCUAUUCCAAUAUUAUCCCACUCAACCUCCCCCACACCGUCACAAAAGAUACAGAGUUCCGGGGAUUCCUGAUCCCAAAGGGAAUGAUCGUGAUCCCACUGCUCACGUCCGUUUUGCACGAUCCCUGCUGCUGGGAGACUCCGGAAUCCUUCAACGUGGAUCAUUUCCUGGACAAGAGGGGACAACUGAAGCACAAGGAAGCCUUUCUGCCGUUCUCAAUAGGGAACCGAAUGUGUAUCGGCGAGGAGGUGGCCCAGACGCAGAUCUUCAUCUUCCUAACCACCCUGCUGCAGAACUUCACCAUCCGCUCCCCGCUGGAACCACCUGCCAUCAAUGUCAAGCCCCUGUCGAGCGGCUUCUCAACGCUGCAUCACCCUUACCAGCUGUACUGUGUUCCUCGCGAGCCGGUCAGAGGGCCAGCCAGGGAGUGACGCUUGGAGACGUCCCAACCCCACAAAACCCUCCAUUAAAUCUCACCGUGCGACAAAAGGAAAGCACCGGAGGUGCUGGAAACACCCAGUGGCUCAGGCGGAGUUUGUGGAGAGAGUAUCUCUAGACCGUGGGCAGGUCACAGGGAACUGGAAGAUAGCAAAUGUCACACUUAUUUACUGCCCGUUACUCUGCUGGCAGGCGUUUAGGGCAUUAAUGAAGGUCCUCCAUCUCUGGCGGUGUUCAGGGCUUCCUUCAUCACGUCAGUAGCUUCCUCUCGGUUUUCAUUACUGUCUGUCAUCCCAGUCCCGGGUGGAGACUCAGGAAUACCGUCACACUCAGAUGUAGAAGGAUUCUCCAUUGCUGUUUCCGUACCAAUUUUGUUUGACCAGUCAGGCUUGUUGGCCCUGAGCUGAACCCCCGAACCUGGAGGGCCGGUGGACCACUCUUAGUCUGACCUCUACCCUUUGACCUGUUUGGCACAGGCGACCCUACCAAGAGCCAAAGCAUAAAAAAGGCCCUGGCCCCAGCCAGUGUAGCUCUCCGACAACCGUCAGAGAGAUCUUGGCCUCCACCCACUCUACUACAGACACACCCUUUUCUCUCCUUUUUUUGCCUCUCCUGCAAAACAAAACAAGAUUUUAUUUCUCCCCGUUUUAACAGUUCCGAUGAAAGGUCGUCAGUCAGAAAUGUUUCUCCACCCACUGAGAGUUUCCAGCAUUUUCUGUUUUCAGUUCAUAUCUUCAGCAGCUGCAAUAUUUUGUUAUUUGUUUAUUGUAUAUUGAUCUGUAUUUUAUUGGCUAUUUUUGAGAUGUAAAUAUUAAAAUACACCAUGUCUUUGGUUAUGUACGUAAGACAUUUUGGAAUUAAAUUUGAAGAGGAAAAUCA